Molecule: messenger RNA, 3244 nt
Organism: Papilio polytes (common Mormon)
Lineage: Eukaryota; Metazoa; Arthropoda; Insecta; Lepidoptera; Papilionidae
Gene: cos
Product: kinesin-like protein costa
Exons: 6
Coding region: 412-3219 (935 amino acids)
Biological process (GO): microtubule-based movement; mitotic spindle organization
Molecular function (GO): ATP binding; microtubule motor activity; microtubule binding
Source: RefSeq, a predicted model, not a curated record
UUCUUCACACUAAAAUACUCGAGGAUGAUUAAAUAUGCGUGAUUUGUCAAACUAAUCAAACUUAUAAUUAAACAAACUAUAAUUACCCUCACUGUUAACUUUUCAUGUUAUUCGUGGACUUUUAAUUUAGUCUGUGCUCUUUAUUCUUUGAAAUUGUUGAAAUUGUCCAUAGUCCUGUCAAAAUUUUGCCAAUAUUUACUUAUAAUAGUAUUUCAUAGACUGGGAUUUUCAAUCUAAAAAUAUCACCAUUAAGUGAAAAAUAAGGGACUAUAAUUAAUGUUUUCCUACCAUGAAAGGAUGCAUAUAUAAGUAAACAUAUGAAACGAAUACUAAAUAUGUUAAAAUAAGAAGUUGACAGUGAAAGCUUUGUGGGUUCGUUUAUUACAUUAACGAAGCUUUUAAAUCAUUAAAAUGGAUAUACCAGUACAAAUAGCGAUCCGCCUUAAACCUCCAAGCAUUGCAGACUCGUUACAGUGUAUAUUUAGUAAUCCAGUGACUCAAAUAGUGAUAACUGAAAGUGGCCAGACUUUUCAUGUCAACAGAGCAUUACCAGUCGAUUGUACCCAAGCUCAUCUGUUUAAUUCAUUUAUGAUUCCACAAAUUAACUGUUUCCUGGAUGGAUGUGACACAUCAGUAGUAGUUUUUGGCCAAGCAAGGACUGGAAAAACUUACACUCUGUUCGGACCAGGUUUUGAAUGCAUACAUAGCGAAUGCGACCAAGGCAUCAUUCCACGAUUUCUUACUGACAUUUUUCACAAGCUUAGUCAAAUGCCUGAAAGGGAAUUUAUAUUACAUAUUACAUGGAUGCAAGUCGUUAAUAAUAAUAUUUUCGAUGUGCUUGGAGCUGGAUUAGUUAGGUGUUGCAAUGUAGAAGAGGCAUUUCAAUAUUUACAACUAGGAUGGAGGCAAAGAUGUUUAGGAAAUCACCAUACAGUGUUCACAGUAAGUAUGGAACAGAAAUGGGUGGGCACAAAUGGUGUUCUUAAUCACAGAAUGUCCACAGCUAGUUUCUGUGAUCUUGCUGCAUAUCCUGAGCCCAGUCUUUUCGCUUUAGAGAAUAUUAUCAAGGAAUUGGUAGCGGGAAAUCCUCCUAAGCAAAUAAACUAUGACCAGUGCAUCCUUACAGCAAUGUUGAGAGAUUCGUUUGGUGGCAGAGCAUUUACUUGGGUCAUUGGCUGUAUAAGUACAGAGCCAGAAGACUACCAGGACACCUUAAAGAUUCUGAAUGUAUGCCUUUGUUGUAGAGGUAUCAAAAAUUUUGUUACCGUAAAUUUAUUUGCUGACAAUAACACUCCUGUGUACACAGAAAAGAAUGUUCUACCAGCUGACAAUAGUUUUAAUUUACAAUUCGCAACAACACAAUGGAUAAAACUAGUCUCCAAUGCAGAGGGAUUGUUUAAUAAGAUAUUACAAUCAAAAUCUUUAUCAGAGACUGAUAUUAAUCAAGUUAGCGAGUGGUUAUUCUUAAAAGCUGAAUGUGAUGAAUGUUUGAAUGGUGAUGGUGGUGAUAAUAAAGAUGUGGCUACAAAACAAGGCUUACCAAGAAUAGCAGAGGAUACUGAGCCUAGUGAACCAAGUGAAUCUGAUGAAGAAUCUGAUUCUGAAGAUAGUCAUUCUGAAACUGUAUUUCAAGAUAAAGUUGAAAAAUAUAUGGAUUACUUUAGAGAGAAAAAUGAUCAGCUGUUUGCAGAGAGAUGUGAAGAAUAUUUGAAUCAUAUUGAUUCAGAUGAUAUUACUAUUUCGGAGACGAGUGGGUCACAAUCUCUGCCAAUAAUGACAUCACAAUCAAAUUCAGGAAGGAGACGGACAAUCCAGCCAGGUGAGAGCUUAUCUGGUGCAGAACUUGAAUUAUUAAGGAAAGUAGCAGCCAAAGCGAUAUCACCGGAAUCUCAAAAAAUCAUAAUAGAAUCUCACAAGAAAGAUGUAGAUCCUGAACCAAAAUUAAUAGAAAGGGAACUUCUGAAAAUGAUUGAUUCUGCAAAGACAGCUGAGAUUUGUAAAAAGUAUAAAAUGACAAAGGAGAAAUAUGCUCAGAAACAAAUUUUAGCAAGAAAAAUUUCUAAAGAAAUAAGUGGCAGUCAGACACAACUUAAGGAGUUGAUUAAUCUUUGUAUAGCCAAAGAAAGACUGAUUAAUGAUUUAACAAAGGCAAUAUGCAUUAAUAAUCCAAACAAAAUCUACACAGAUAAAUUUGAUUCUAGAUUAGGUGAUCAAGAUGCCAUCAAAGAAAUAAAGAGGCAUGAGACAAACCUCAAAACAUAUAAGAAACAAAUAGACCAAAUAAAAAGGCAAAUCAAGAAAGAUGAAAAAAGACGGAAUACUUUAGAUGUAGAAUUAGUUAAAGAUAAAUUAAAAUUAGAUGAAUUGUCAGAAUCUUCUGUUGAUAUUAAAGAUAAAAAAGCACAUUCAUUAAAACAUUUUACUAAUAGAAUAACACAGUUAGAUAGUAUUUUAAAGGAAAAGACCAAUGAUUUGGCAAAUUUAGAAUUAUCAAAAGAUAAAGAGCUUUUGCUUAGGAAGGAAAUUAAAAAUUUACGCAAAACAAGGGAAUGUUUACACGAACAAAGAUGUAGUUUGGGACAUAAGAGGAAGAUCUACAAAUCUUUAUCAGACUCUGAGGAAAGAAAAAUACUAGAGUGUGAAGAAGCUAUAGAAGCAAUAGAUACAGCGAUAGAGUAUAAAAAUAAUUUAAUUUGUGGCAAAUCACCGGCCGCGUCACUGUCAGACUCUCAGGAGAACAAAGACUCUCGGACCCGAGGUGAACAGAUGCUCAUGGCCAGGCUGGACAAGCUAUCUCAUGAUGAAAUGAAGUCAUUACUCUACAGGUAUUUCGAAAAGGUAGUGGACUUGCGCGGCGCGUGCGCAGCGCUGGAGGCGGGCGCGGCGGCGGCAGCGGCGGAGGCGACGGCGUGGCGCGCGCGCGCCGCCGCCGCCUGGCGCCACGCGCACCGUCCGCGCCCUACACAACAUACGAGAUGUUUAGACGCGGGCAUCAUCAACGAUAGAGCUUUGUCUCUAGGAGUGACCACGGACUCUGAGACGUCUGACGACGCGAUGCGGCUCGUGGACCGCAUGCGCCAGCUCGCCAGGUAUCCUGCGGGUCCUGUAAUACCGAGUCAGAAUCUCAGACAACUGAUGCCGGCCACCAAUAUGCCAGUGGCCAAAGUCACCAAGGAACGGAACAAGCUCGUUAUAAUACAACAGAACAAGAAAAACUGAUAUACAGCAUUAUUUUUAAUUUCAA